GUCAAAUAAAGUUACACGGCCUCAACCUUCUUCAAUCCAUCUGAAAAUAAUAAUAACAAUCAUCAUUAUCAUCAUCACCAUGUAUCGAGACCACCUAAUCUUCACUCUGCUGUCACUGUGUGUGUGCCUCUCUGUGGAAGGUGCAGCCACAAGGGAAACUAUCAUGGAGGUAAAGUCGGUGACUGGGGAAGACUCUAUUCUAGAGUGCAUGGCAGUUUACAAAGAAGGCGUCGAGUACCGAGCAGUGAGGUGGUACAAGGUCUUAGAGCCUAUGUCGUCUCAGCUCAGCGGCCUCUUGACCAGAGACCUCCCCAACGGCACGACAAGAUGGUACGCCGGCUUGGAUCGAGAGGUGGAGCUGCUGGGCGAGUCCCGCAACAUCCUCCUGCCCAAUGUGACGUGUGGCGACAGCGGCUCGUACAUAUGUCACCUGGCAGCACCUGUGGGAGAGCAGAACAGGGAGGGGAAGGUUGUCCUCACUGUGACAGAUUGUCCCACAGAAAAACAGAUGACAGAUACUUACUUGGUCAUUUUUGCUUCAGCAGUGCUGAUGUUAGCACUUCUGAUAUUCCUCAUAAGCUAUGGUAGUCUGAGGAAUGUUCUCAGAGACAGAAGCAGGCCGACAAAAAAAGACGUUUUAUUGGAUGCGCCGCUUAAACCGCUUGAAAAAAAGGACUUGAUGUUGAUCUACACUUUGGGUCCGAAAUCAUCCACAACGAAGCACAUCUGUGUUUAAAGACAAAGCCAGUGCUUUAACUAGAAACAACUACCUGAAGAUUCCUUCUCCGAGAUACAAUUCAGAUUCAAUUCAGAUCUCAGUUGGUCCGAAGUAUUGACAGUGGAUUUUGGCAUGAAAAAUUUGGGGUAAAACAUCCAGUAUGUGCAGGAGGAUCAUCACCCUCAACUUUAUCCUGAAAAUGACCUCGUCAGCGGGAAACCAAACUGUAAAAACAAGGCAACAAAGCAGUCAGGUUUGGUUGCUUGGACACCGUCAAUGACACUUUCUGUUUAUUGAUGCCUCGACUUCAAACUCCAACUAGAACCAACUUGUAGAAAACCAUUCGGGAAGUAAUAAUAAAAAAAACAAAAUAACGAACUGUUAGGUAGCUGGAACUGGACUCUGUCACCGCCCCCGUCACUGCGAAGGAGGGGUGUCCUCAGACGGGGCUGCUGUGGCUCCUCCUGUCCACAUGUCGAAGUGUCCUUGGGCAAGAGGCUGAACCCCACAUUGCUCCCGAUGGUCGGACCUGCACCUUGUAAGGUGGUGGUGCAACCGGUCAUCUGUGUGUGUGUGUGUGUGUGUGUGUGUGUGUGUGUGUGUGUGUGUGUGUUUGGCUAACAGAUAAAGCAACUUAUCCAUACUGAAAUGUAAUGUAUGCCCAAAUAUUGAAUUUCAGAUAUUGAGUUCAGUCAUUUAUUUACAAAUGAAGUAAAAACACACAGUAUAUGUACAAAUAUGUGAAAAAUUAUCCAUGAAACCUGUAGUACCUACACUAAGUCUUGCACAUACUAAGAUUUAUGUUUAUAUGUUAGGUAAAUAUAUAUCCAUCCAUCCAAGAUAGACAUGUCUGUCUUAAAUUAUGAGGAAAACUAGUAAUUAUGAUGUUUUAAUAUAAUAUAUCUAAAUAUAUAUCAUUAACAAAUAUGGUCACAACAUAAAAUAC
Seriola dumerili (greater amberjack) is the source of this 1664-nucleotide messenger RNA. It is a transcript of the gene cd83, whose product is annotated as CD83 molecule. The transcript has 5 exons. Lineage: Eukaryota; Metazoa; Chordata; Actinopteri; Carangiformes; Carangidae. The record is from RefSeq and is a predicted model, not a curated record. Bases 80 to 736 code for a protein of 218 amino acids.